This is a messenger RNA of Hyla sarda, 2030 nucleotides long. Its product is annotated as B-cell receptor CD22-like. NCBI's taxonomy places the organism in Eukaryota, Metazoa, Chordata, Amphibia, Anura, Hylidae. Bases 113 to 1606 code for a protein of 497 amino acids. The record is from RefSeq and is a predicted model, not a curated record. The transcript is spliced from 11 exons.
AGAGCAGCGUCUUACUUUACUGCUUUCUUAGAAAUCACAGUGAGAGACACGACAUAUCUGGCAGGAGAUGAGUCCAUGAAUAGAUGUGGAUGUCACCAACAAGCUGUAGAGAAUGUCUGGAAUAAAUCAGAUGUUUCUUCUCAUCGUCUUUCAAGGCUUCUAUCUGGGUUCUGAAGGUCAGCGGUGGACGUUCCCUGAUGAAGUCACUGCUCUGAUUGGCUCCUGUGUGGAGAUUCCUUGUACAUAUGAUCCGGGGACCUCAGGACCGUCCAGCACUGUAUGGUACUUAUUUAAUGCCAUACGUUAUCCAGAGAUCCUAAACACCAAGUAUCCAUCUUUAGUACUGGAGGAAUACAGCGGUAGAACCUCACUGGUCCCAGGACAGGACUGUACCCUGAGGAUAGACCCUGUGAGGAGAGAAGACGGAAACAGACAUUAUUAUCCAGGAAUUGCAGAAGAUAAAAACACAAAUGCAUAUGAAAAAGACGGUGGGAUUGUUUAUCUCUCUGUGAAGGGUUCUCCAGGAAAUAUUGAUAUAUCGGGAAAAGAAAGUGGAGAGGGGAUUAUUGUAGAAUGUUCUGUACAUCACACAUGCGGCUCCCGUCCUCCUACUAUACAAUGGAACAAACCCGGGGAGGUUACAAAUCGGUCAAAGGAGAUUUAUAGAGGACAAUGGAGAGAAGAAUCAUCUCUUACAUUUAUCCCUUCAGAUGUGGAUGAUGGGAGUGAUGUUCGGUGCACGUUGACAUAUCCUGGAGGAAUACGAACAAAAUCAAGAAAGCUGAGCAUCUCCUAUUCUCCUAAAACUGUGACCGUCACCGUCAUUGGGAGGGAUGGAGUAAUGGAAGGAAGUGAUGUGACUUUACAGUGUAAGAGCGUAUCUAAUCCUGAUGUAUCUGAGUAUGAAUGGUACAAAGGGAAAAAGAAAACCAGAUUAGAGUAUACAGGACGGGAGAUCAUAGUGGGGAAAGUGACCGGGAACAUGGAGCCCUAUUCCUGUGCUGCUAUAAAUACAGUGGGGAGAGGAGAAUCAGCCCUGAUGGAGAUACCUGUACUAUACGCAGCAGCUGGAGUUCACAUCACAGUAAAGGAUGAAAGUAAAUUCACAGAACUGACAUGUGAUUUCCUAAGCAGCCGACCGGAUGUAUCUCACUACACCUGGAUGAAGGAUGGAUCUAUAUUGCACAACGAGACGGGGAAGACUAUGACCCUACACAGUAACGAUACCUACGGGCGGUAUUCAUGUAUCGCCCACAACAGGGCUGGAGAUUCCUCCUCGGAAGAGAUCUGUAUAAAAUGCCAUAAAGUGAAUUUACCUCUGAUUUUGAGGACGGUUGCUGGAAUUCUCUUUCUAGUUAUUAAUCUGACCAUCUAUAUUUUAUGUUUACGACAAACCUGCAAUUCCCGUUGUCUGGGGUCCCCAAAACAAAGAACAGCUGCCGGGAAUCUCUCCAGUAACACAAUGGAGAAGGAUAAAACAUUAAUAGAACAAAAACAGUAUGAAAAUAUCCAGAGUGGUCGCAAAACUCAACCGGAUUCAAUGGGAUCAAUGUCUUCAGUGAAGGUGCAUGUUAAAGAGAAUUGUGCUAUUUACAGCAAUAGUUGAGAUCCGUAUGAUCAGUGAGAUCUGUACAGCAGAGAACAAACCACCAGGAGGAUAUCCACAGUGAACACAAGUGACUUGUUAUCUAAGAACAACCCAAGUGAACCCGAUGGGUCCUACUGCUCAUCACAAAUGAUACAACUGAUGGUUACACAUCUAAGAUACUUAUUCUUCAGCCAGCACAUCCUUUGUUCUUCAUCUUGGUUAUUUUAUCCCAGACUACGGAAAAGGCUAGCAGUAACUGAGCCUAUAGGCAUCUUGUGGCCCCACGCAGCGCUCCAUCUGAUCCUCUCAUACAUCUCAGUAGACUGUUACUUUUUUCACAGGUCCCAUAGCCAAAAAAAUUUAAGUUGAAUAUUAAGAAAUCUCCCAUGUUUAAAGGGGUAUUCCUGGAAAAAACUUUUAAAUAUAUAUAUAUAUCAACUGG